AUGUCAAACCAGAACUCGGAGUCGACAAAUUGCGCAGAUGAGCGCCCAGCAUGGCAGGAGGAAGGUUUCAAUUCCCAUCAAGAAUGGCAAGACUGGCUAAACGAAUCCGAAGCCACCGAUAAUGCAUACGACGCCCAAGCGGAGGCGCCACCGCCUGAUGAUAGCGAUGACGAUGAAGGCUUUGGCGAGGAGUUUGUUAGCGAGCAAAGUUCACAGGACGAAGAUGACGACGACGAGGAAUCAGAAAACGAUAAGCCUGGAGAGAACGCCGAGCCUGAAGACGACAGCAAUCCCGAAGACCAUUCCGAGGCUGCAGGCAGCCGCGAGCCUGGAGUAAGCAACACCCCAAACGUCGACGAGGCUGCGCUCAUUUCUAUUUACGGCUUCGCCCACAACAAGAACAAAGACUAUGCCCUCGUUGAGCAGUCAGCUCGUGGAGCCCUCAACGCUAUAACCAUAGCUCUUCAAGACAUCAUCAACAGGAGCCAGGCGCGACAAGGUAACCCAGAGAGCCUUGCAAAAGAGAUCGAGAGUGCCUUUGCCACGACUUUACCUACGUAUUUAAGCGUCCAGGCAGUGCUCCAAGGUGGACCACAAGCUGUCGGGCGGCCAAUUCCCCUCAGUGCCCUUCCUCCGCAGAGUAAUCAACCCUUGAUCGGCACCUCUACCGCCGUGUCUGUCCCGCCCUCUCCGCCUCCGCCUCCGCCUCCCCCGCCACCUUCAACGGCCAGUGGUGUCGGAGCCUUCACCACUGCAAGAGAUGAUAGCAGCGCUUCCCAAGAAGAAGGUGCUGACAGCGACGAUGAAGAGGAUGUUCAAGACAUUACAACGCCGUCACGCCGAAUCAAGCAAUUCAGGCACCAGUAA
Molecule: messenger RNA, 867 nt
Organism: Alternaria ethzedia
Lineage: Eukaryota; Fungi; Ascomycota; Dothideomycetes; Pleosporales; Pleosporaceae
Exons: 4
Coding region: 1-867 (288 amino acids)
Source: RefSeq, a predicted model, not a curated record